GGGGAAAUGGAAAUAGCGACAGUAGGUCCUCGUCCUCGGCGAUCGGCGGAAAACGGGACGUAUCGCGAACGAAAACGCUUCGUUUUGUCGUUUAUUUGCGGGCAUACACAGACCAUUUAAUCGAUCAGAAUUGCUUCUCGUCCGUGGGGAAUUCGUUUUUUUAUUUUAAUUUCGGCACAUACAGAUGUUAUCGCAUUCGGCAUGGCCGCACCGAGUGUCGCCCUCCAUGCAGUUCAUGACCACCAAUUUGAUACACGCCCAAUCGGAGGAAUCGGGCAUCGAGCCGGGUCAAAUAGCCACGAUAACGGGUUCGUUCGCGUCGUUUCCCAACGCCGAUCUGGACCAAUACGACACCGAUCACACGGACCUGGCGAGCGACGACGGCGACGUCGACACCAAAAAAGGACUGCUCAGAGACGAAUGGAGACAGUUCUUUGACAAGUACGACCCGGAAGGUUUCGGCGAAAUACCGUGGGUGGACUUCCUGGAGGCCAUGAUGCAGCCGGAGUUCCGGCAACGCGUCAACACCGGCAAAAGGGAAAUACUCUUAGAGCGAUCCAGAACUUCCUGUACGCAAGCCAUAACCUUCCAAGAAUUCGUCAAUGUGAUGACCGGCAAACGAUCCAGGAGCUUUAAAUGUGCCGUCCAUCAUCGAGAUCGCGAAGUUUCGUCAGAAAACGACUUCCAUCUGCUGUUCGUCGAGCCGCCGUUAUUUCGCAGGAUGGUGUCCGUGGUCGCUGACGAAUUUCUGACGGACGAUAGGGAUAGGAAAUACUACGCCGACCAUUACACAUGCUGCCCUCCGCCGUUUUUCAUUCUCAUCGUUACCUUAGCAGAGUUAGGAUUUUAUUUAUACUACUACAUUACGACGGGCGAAGCCAAUCCAUCGGGAUCGGUACUCAUAGAUUCCAUAUUUAUUUAUAGGCCCGACAAAAGGAGCGAAGUAUGGAGAUUCCUCUUGUACAUGCUCUUACAUGCCGGAUGGUUACAUUUGGGCUUCAACUUGGUGGUCCAGUUGCUGGUAGGCCUUCCUCUGGAAAUGGUCCACGGUUCGGGUAGAGUGGCGCUGAUCUACAUGGCGGGCGUAGCGGCCGGCUCGUUGGGCACCUCGGUCUUCGACAACGACGUUUACCUGGUGGGCGCCUCGGGCGGCGUUUACGCCCUAUUGGCAGCCCAUCUCGCCAACGUCCUGCUCAACUACAACAACAUGCAGUGCGGCAUAUUGAGGCUCUUCGGCAUAUUCGCCAUCGCGUCCUGCGACGUGGGCUACGCCAUAUACUCGAGGUACGAUUCGAUGGGUCUGCCCGUUUCGUACGUGGCCCAUUUGACCGGAGCCUUGGCCGGCCUCACCAUCGGUCUGUUGGUGCUGAAGAAUUUCGAACAGAAGCUGCACGAGCAACUGUUGUGGUGGGUGGCGCUCGGCGUGUACGCGGCUUGCACGAUUUUCGCCGUGCUGUUUAAUGUGAUGAAUCCGAGCGAGGAGUCGGUGGAGAAUCUCGGCGACGGCGUUAAUAGUCAAUACGUCGUUUACAAUAAAUGGGGUGUGUGAAUGUUGUUGGGGCGAUUCGUAAAAUUGACGGGAGAUCGAUUGUCGUUUACUUUAAUCGAACUCUCGUCUCCUUUUAGGUACUAAUUUUGAUAUGCAUCCCAGUUUAUUAACGUAAAAAUGUUUAAUUUGUUGUGCUUUCGUUUGUAUCAGUUUUUGAUAAAAAGGAAAAUUGUGAUUAGAUGAUUUGUACAUAGUAUUAAUGUAAAUAAUUUAAUUUAUUCUAAAAAAAAUCAAGCCAAAGACUGAGUUUGAACGAGUUUUAUAUAAAAAAAAAAAUAGAUGCAGUCGUUAGAAGUUAUUGUUUAAUUAAAAACGUGUCUAGUAAAACAUUUUUUUUACUCACAUUUUUGCAAAAAAGGCUUUGAUUUUUUUUAAAGCAAUAACUUCUACGAAUUUAUUAGUUAGAUAAGUUCACUGUAAUUUGUCCAAGCUCGAGGUGAUACUGAUACGUAAAAUAGAAGACUGGCUAUAAAACGAAUAAAGUAAAGUACCUUCUCUAGUUUGGAAUUAUAAUAUAUACAUACUUGCAUCAAAUGUGUGAGUGAUACAAUAACUAGUCAUAAUGUAAAAAAAAAGAAUAUUAAGCAAAGCUUACCAAAGAAAGUGCUAGUUAAUUUUUUAUUUACACACUUGAAAAACCUAGGAAAUAUUGCCUUAUCCGGGUAAAAACCACUAUCACAAAGAAGAAAAUGUAUUUUUUACACUCAGGUAGAAAAACUAUGUUAUUUAGAUAAUAGUUUUUAAGGAUUCAAAUGUCAAGAAUUUUUGUUACUCAACGAGUGUUGCAUUUGUGCUUGAGCAACGUUUUUGUAAAAAAAAUUAAAAUAAAACCACUUAAAAAUAUAUUUGGAUUUUUUUGUAGAUAAUCCCUUUAAAUGACUAUACAACGUACAGAUAUAAGCAGUAGCCAAAAUACUAAGAUACAUGAGAAGGAGACAUUAACGAUGAAAAUAUACUGAUAAAGAAUUGUGAAGGAAAUUGUAACCACAGUGACACAUACAGUUGGAAGGUCAGAAAUCAAGGUACAAUCCAAUUUUAUUGGUGUAACAUCAUCACAAAUAAAUAUAAAAUAAUUUAUAUCAUACAACAACGGACGCAACAAUAAAUAAAGAUGCAGGUAACUUAAUUCUUUGAAAAAAAAUACUAAAAAGAAAAGAAUACUGAAUACACAAUUUUUUAAGCCGAAAAACUCCAGUUAUAACAAUUUCGACGCGACUUCUAUAUUAAUUUCAUCUUAAUAUAUACAAAAGUUCAAAAAAAACCGGUAAUAAAUAAAAUUUAUUCAGCUACUUACAUGACGAGGGGGGGGGUUUACCGCGAAUCGACUUCCGCCCCAACAUUAGGCGGCGGUAACUUUCUCGCAAAUCGCGUUCGUAAACUCCGAACAUUUCGACUUACCGCCCAAAUCGCCCGUCAGAUGUUUCGCCUCUCUGAUGGUAUCGAAACAAGCCUUCUCGAUUUUGGCGGCGUGCUCGUUCAAACCCAUGUACCUCAACAUCAUCACCGCCGACAGCAAAAGGGCCGUAGGAUUGGCUUUAUCUUGACCGGCUAUAUCGGGAGCCGUACCGUGAAC
Phyllotreta striolata is the source of this 3122-nucleotide messenger RNA. The record is from the annotation of a GenBank genome assembly. NCBI's taxonomy places the organism in Eukaryota, Metazoa, Arthropoda, Insecta, Coleoptera, Chrysomelidae.